AGCCUGUUGCUCCACGUCAGCAUGUCCUGCUGCUGUCACGCUCUUCCUGGUGAACACGGCGCUGGCUUGAGGCGGAAGUUUGGAAAAUGACACAGUUUCCAGCGUGACGGAGGAACAGCGGCCGUGAGACUCGUGGGUUUGAGUGGAAACGUCACGCGACUUCUUUUGAAAACGGAAAGACACGAGGAAAGGCGACAUCAAAGCGAGUGGACGAUGCUGACACGCGCGAGCAGGUGAAUGACAGCCGUAUUAGUUGAGCACUGUGUCUGACAGCUAAAGUCGAAUCAGGAAGUAAAAUGAGGCUGAGGCUGCUCAGGAGGAACGUGCUCGCGCUCCUGGCAGUUCUUCUGGUUGUUGCCACCCUCCUACUCUCCACGCGCGUCCUGGUGGGCUCUGACAGUGACCCAGGAGGACCUGAAGGGCCCCAGCGCCCCGCUGACAUCAAGUUCAGCUUCAGCUCCCAGUCCGAGCUGUCCCAGUCCGUUUACAGAGCCAACCACAAGCAGCUGGUCCUGAACGCAGACAAGUUUCCAGGGGAGCCCCAGCUGGUCCUGGUGGUGCAGGUUCACAACAGGCCCCAGUACCUCCAGCUGCUCAUCAGGUCUCUGCAGAGAGCGGCCGAGGUCGAUGGCCUCCUCCUGAUCUUCAGCCACGACUACUUCUCAGAGGAAAUAAACACCAUGGUGCAGGGGAUAACGUUCUGCAAGGUGCUGCAGAUUUAUUUCCCCUUCAGCAUGCAGCUCUAUCCCAAAGAGUUUCCGGGGCAGGAUCCACGAGACUGCCCCCGAGACGCGUCCAAGGAUGACGCUCGCAGAACAGGAUGCCUGAACGCUGAACACCCCGACUCGUACGGACACUACAGGGAGGCUCGCGUCACGCAGACCAAGCACCACUGGUGGUGGAAGCUGCAUUUUGUGUGGGAACGCGUGCACGCCAUGCAGGGCUACAGCGGUUUCACCGUCUUUCUCGAGGAGGACAACUACAUCCUGCCAGACUUCUUCAGCUUUUACAAGUCCAUGCGAGAGUUCAGAAAGGACAGAUGUCCAGAUUGUGACAUGCUGGCUUUAGGGAACCACAAUGAGCUGCACGACUUCAGCAGCAUGUCCAACAAGGUGUCCACCACUGGAUGGAUGUCCACCAAGCACAACAUUGGCAUGGCCAUGUCCAGGGAGGUGUACUACAAGCUGAUGGGCUGCAGCGACGACUUCUGCACCUACGACGACUACAACUGGGACUGGACACUGCAGCACCUCUCGGGGACCUGCAUAUCAAAGCCCCUCAAGGUGCUGGUGGCCCAGGGCUCUAGGGUUCUGCACACGGGAGACUGCGGUCUUCACCAGAAGGAGAACUGCAGACCGGAGUGGGCCUUAAAGAAGGUUGAGGACAAUCUUCAAAAGGCAAAGCUCGGCCUCUUUCCUCAGGGUCUUGUCUUGAGCGGGUCAGAACCGGUGGAGCACAAGGCACACAUGAAGAACGGUGGAUGGGGAGACGUUCGAGAUCACUCUUUGUGCAAAAACUAUUCCAAACGUCUUUAAAGUGUGCCUUUAUUCU
Nematolebias whitei (Rio pearlfish) is the source of this 1551-nucleotide messenger RNA. RefSeq names its product alpha-1,6-mannosyl-glycoprotein 2-beta-N-acetylglucosaminyltransferase. The record is from RefSeq and is a predicted model, not a curated record. NCBI's taxonomy places the organism in Eukaryota, Metazoa, Chordata, Actinopteri, Cyprinodontiformes, Rivulidae. The coding region runs from base 297 to 1535 and encodes 412 amino acids. Gene Ontology annotation, biological process: protein N-linked glycosylation; oligosaccharide biosynthetic process. Gene Ontology annotation, cellular component: Golgi stack; Golgi membrane. Gene Ontology annotation, molecular function: alpha-1,6-mannosylglycoprotein 2-beta-N-acetylglucosaminyltransferase activity. The transcript has 2 exons.